UUGUAGAAGGAGAUUGCGAAGUAACUUUUGCUUUCUCUUUCUCUUCUUGUUUUUCCUUUCGACUGUUUGUUUCUGAGGCUCAUCCACAGACACCACACCCAUUAUCUUCUCCUUUUUCUCAACCACGUGGCUUAGCUUUGUAACGGCUUUCUCAAGCGGCCAAGCCCAUAACCACUUCCUGCAAUAUAAUUCAACUCUCCCCCUCCCACCCACCCCAAUGCGUCAGUACAUUUCACACACUUCCUUGUAAUCCUUUAAUGGGUUGGUCUUGUUCGUGUUCGUACUGGUGAACUAUAAGUUGUUUUGGUAUUUCAUGGCUUCCAUUCUUCGGUUUCGCAAGCUAUGCUAUGUGGAGCCUGUGAAGUGCUCUUCAUUGGGUUUUCAAUCUUAUGUGACCCCAAAAGUUGGUAAGAAAGAUGACGGUAUUGUUCCCAAGGUUAAGACUCUAGUAGUGGAGAAGAAGAGGGAGCAGCAGCAGAAGAAGAAGAGGCAACCCAAGGAAUGGAGGUGCAUAGAUUACUGUUGUUGGAUGAUUGGAUAUAUGUGUACAACUUGGUGGCUUCUCUUAUUUCUGUACCACUGUUUGCCAGCUACAUGGCCUGGCUUUCAGGUACCUGAAUCGCCUGGAACGAGGCUUAAGCGCGAAGGCUUAACCGCGCUUCACCCUGUAGUUCUGGUGCCCGGCAUUGUUACUGGUGGGCUAGAGCUUUGGGAAGGCAGGCCUUGCUCUGAGGGUCUGUUUAGAAAGCGGCUUUGGGCUGGGAGUUUUUCCGAAAUCUUUAAGAGGCCUUUGUGUUGGUUGGAGCACCUAUCAUUGAACAAUGAGACAGGACUUGAUCCGCCCGGUAUUCGGGUCCGGGCGGUUCCAGGGCUGGUUUCAGCCGACUAUUUUGCUCCUGGUUAUUUUGUUUGGGCUGUCUUGAUAGAGAAUUUGGCAAAAGUAGGCUAUGAGGGAAAGAAUUUGCAUAUGGCUGCCUAUGAUUGGAGGCUGUCUUUCCAAAAUACAGAGAUCCGGGACCAAGCUCUUAGUAGAUUGAAGAGCAAAAUUGAGCUUAUGUAUCUAACCAAUGGCUAUAAGAAAGUGGUAGUGGUACCCCAUUCUAUGGGGGUUAUAUAUUUUCUCCAUUUCCUGAAAUGGGUAGAAUCACCUCCUCCUACAGGGGGAGGUGGUGGUCCAGGUUGGUGUGCCAAGCAUAUUAAAGCAAUCAUGAAUAUUGGUCCAGCAUUUCUUGGUGUUCCAAAGGCAGUUAGUAAUAUAUUUUCAUCUGAGGCCAAAGAUAUCGCAUUUAUCAGAACUUUUGCUCCGGGUCUUUUAGAUUCAGAGAUUCUUGGUCUUCAGACCUUAGAACAUAUCAUGCGGGUUUCUCGAACUUGGGACUCCAUCGUUUCAUUGUUGCCUAAGGGUGGUGAAACAAUCUGGGGUAACUUGGAUUGGUCUGCUGAGGAAGGGCAUGGUUUUAGUUUUGCGAAAAAAGGACAGGCCUCCAUGAGUGGCAACAAUUUGAACAACAGUAAUGGAAGGAGAAGUCUCCAACUGAAGGAUCCUGUGAAAUAUGGACGAAUUAUUUCCUUUGGAAAGGUAGCAUCACAAUUACCUUCUUCACAGCUAUCUACUUUUGAUUCAAAGGAAUUUCCACGCACAAAUACCUCAACUAAUUUCAACUCAUUAUGUGGAGAGGUGUGGACUGAGUAUGAUGAGAUGAGCAGGGAAAGGAUCAGAAAAAUUGCAGAAAAUAAGGCUUACACAGCUAGAACUCUUUUUGAUCUACUCCGGUCUGUGGCUCCAAAAAUGAUGCAACGCGCUGAGGCUCAUUUCUCUCAUGGGAUCUCCGAGAAUCUUGAUGAUCCUAAAUAUGACCAUUACAAAUACUGGUCCAAUCCACUGGAGACCAGGCUUCCUGAUGCUCCUGAUAUGGAGAUAUACUGUUUAUAUGGUGUUGGGAUCCCGACUGAAAGAGCAUAUGUGUACAAAUCAUCACCAUCUGAAAAGUGCAAGAACAUUCCUUUCAGGAUUGAUAGCUCAGCAGAGGGAGAUGACGGCAGCUGCUUGAAAAGUGGAGUAUAUUUUGUGGAUGGUGAUGAAAGCGUGCCUGUUCUUAGUGCUGGUUUCAUGUGUGCCAAAGGCUGGAGAGGAAGAACCCGGUUCAACCCAUCUGGCAUGGCAACACACAUAAGGGAGUACCGGCACAAGCCUCCGGCUAGUCUACUUGAGGGGAGGGGUAUGGAGAGUGGUGCGCACGUCGACAUCAUGGGCAAUGUUGCUUUGAUUGAAGACGUUUUACGAGUUGCUGCUGGUGCCACUGGUGCAGAGAUUGGAGGAGACAAGAUUUACUCAGAUAUCUUAAGAAUGUCCGAGAGAAUAAAUAUUCGGCUGUGAUUAUAAUAAUUAGAAGUGCUGCUCACAAGGCACAGAGAGUGAAGUUACUAACAACACAAUGGUGUUGCAGGACUGAGAAACUCCUUGACAACUGCUAUCAACUGUCAUGCUGCCAUCAGUGGCUGUGGGGGGCAUUGCUUUGAGGGAAAAACAACUGUUGAUUUGAGGGAUAUAUACAUGGGAAAAGGGAAACGAUUAACUCUAGCAAUCCAAGCAAUUCAGUUAGUUUCUCUUAAACUCAUUCAUGUGAAUAAUGUGAGGUUGGAAUGGGUGCUGAAUUGUGGUGGUUAGCAUAAAUGGGCUAUCUAUUCCUGUUCAAGGAGUAAUUUUCUUUAUCUGUGUGAUCAACCAAUAAAAGAACUUUUACCUUUUUC
Juglans microcarpa x Juglans regia is the source of this 2751-nucleotide messenger RNA. RefSeq names its product putative phospholipid:diacylglycerol acyltransferase 2. The transcript has 6 exons. Gene Ontology annotation, biological process: lipid metabolic process. Lineage: Eukaryota; Viridiplantae; Streptophyta; Magnoliopsida; Fagales; Juglandaceae. The record is from RefSeq and is a predicted model, not a curated record. Gene Ontology annotation, cellular component: cytoplasm. The coding region runs from base 314 to 2377 and encodes 687 amino acids.